AUGCCUGAUAAACAUAAACUUAAAUUGUUCUCCCAUUUCAAACAACCAUCUCAUGCUCCUGAAGAAGAAUUGGCUCAAUCAACUUCUAAUCAUUCCGUCACUAAAAAGUUUCUUGGAUUCCAUAUCGGUAAACAUGAAUCAAGUGAUUCCUUAACAAGUCCAACUUUAACAAAUUCUUCAGAUCAUCAUAUUAGUCACUCAGGUAUAGUAUCACCUCAACCUCAAUCUCAUUCUCAUAUUCCUCAUAACAUCAGUAAUACUGACGUGUCAUCAUCUCAUACCCACAUUCAUAGUCAAUCAUCCCGUACAAAUUCUCCUGUAGUUGCUGCAGUUGCUGGUUCAUCUGGAACAGCUAGUUCAACUCCUCUUAAUAAAGAAGAUUCAAAUCAUACCUUUUUACAAUCAAAUUCAAUGGCUGAUUUAAAAAGUUUCUUUAAACCAACCAAAAAAAUCAUAUCGGCAACUAGAAAUAAACUUGAUUAUAAUAAUCUAAUUCAUUCUCCUGUAAAUUCUAACAGUGGAAUUAAUAGUGGAUUACAAUCUCGUGAUCAAUCAUCAACAAAUUUAGCAUCAUUAAUCAAUCAAACAUCAUCUCAAUUAUUACAUAAUGCAACUCAUAGUCAUCUGAAUCUGAAUAAAGAUCCAUUUACCGAUGAUAAUUCUCCCUUGGUUAAAAAAUAUGGUAAAAUUGGUAAAGAAUUAGGUAGUGGAGCUGGUGGUUCAGUUAAAUUAAUCAUUAGACCUUCUGAUCAAAAAACUUUUGCUGUUAAAGAAUUUAGACCCAGAAGACUGACAGAAACUUUAAAAGAUUAUACCAGAAAAUGUACGGCUGAAUAUUGUAUUGGUUCAACUUUAAAACAUCCAAAUAUUAUUAAAACUAUCGAUAUUAUUCAUGAAAAUAAUCGAUAUUUUGAAAUUAUGGAAUUUGCUCCUAUAGAUUUCUUUGCAGUAGUAAUGAGUGGUGAUAUGUCAAGACAAGAAAUAAAUUGUUGUUUAAAACAAAUCUUGGAAGGGGUGGCAUAUUUACAUAAUUUAGGGUUAGCACAUCGUGAUUUAAAAUUAGAUAAUUGUGUUAUAACUACUGAUGGUAUACUUAAAAUUAUUGAUUUUGGUAGUGCGGUUAUUUUCAAAUAUCCUUAUGAUCAAUAUGGUAAUUCUAAAGAUUCAAUUCAUCCAUGUCAUGGUAUUGUUGGUUCAGAUCCUUAUUUAGCUCCUGAAGUAUUAAAAAAUUCAAAUUCUUAUAAUCCUCAACCAGUUGAUUUAUGGUCAAUUGCUAUAAUUUAUUGUUGUAUGACAUUAAAAAGAUUUCCUUGGAAAAUUCCAAAUCCUGAUAAAGAUAAUAGUUUUAAAUUAUAUUCUUUAACGGAUGAUAAUUUCCAUGAUUAUUAUUUAAGUAAUGAAUGUCAUAAAUUAUUAUUACAACAACGAAAAUUAAAGAAUUUAAUUGUUAAACUGAAUAAGAAAAAGAAAUUAUUAGCUAGUAAUGCUGUUACUCCAAAUACAAUUGAUGCUACUGAAAUGACUCAUAAUGUUGAAGGAUCGGAAGAUCAAAUAAUGACCAAUGCUGACUCUGAAGAGAAUAUUGCAAAUAAUGUGACCAAUAAUGAUGAUAAUAGUAAUAUUAAAAAUAAUAAAUCAAAGAAGGAUUUCGUAAGAAAAUCAAGUAUUGCUACCACUGCAUCUAAAAUUGAUCCAUCUGAUAUAUUAUCUGAAGAACAAUCUCAAGAUAUUUUAAAUCAAUUAAAACAAAUUGAUCAAAAACUAGAAGAUUAUGAAGAAAAGAAAAAUAUGUUAAAGAAUAAAUUCCUUGAACGUAAAAAGCUUGAAGCUGAAGCUGAACAUCAUGAGGAAGCUCCAACUUCUCCAAAAGCUGUUGUACCAACCGACGACAGUGAUGAAUCUGCAGCCGCCGCUGCUGCUGCCGCCGCCGCUAAGAAGAAACAAGCUCAUCAACAUAAACAAAUACAUGGUCCUUAUAGAUUAAUGAGAUUAUUACCUCAUGCAUCAAGACCAAUCAUUCAUAAAAUGUUACAAAUCGAUCCUCGUAAAAGAGCUUCAUUAGAAGAUAUUAUGACUGAUGAAUGGAUUUCAGAAAUUCAAUGUUGUACUUUGAAACGAGUUGCUCGAACUUCUGAACCUAAUAAUUUUGAUGAUGAUGAAAAUGAUGUAUUAGUUAAAGGUUUACCAUUACAUGACCAUACUGUUGUUUUAGAAGGUUAA
Scheffersomyces coipomensis is the source of this 2220-nucleotide messenger RNA. It is a transcript of the gene HRK1, whose product is annotated as putative serine/threonine protein kinase. Gene Ontology annotation, molecular function: ATP binding; protein serine/threonine kinase activity. Bases 1 to 2220 code for a protein of 739 amino acids. The transcript is spliced from 2 exons. Gene Ontology annotation, cellular component: cytosol. The record is from RefSeq and is a predicted model, not a curated record. Gene Ontology annotation, biological process: intracellular signal transduction; protein phosphorylation. Lineage: Eukaryota; Fungi; Ascomycota; Pichiomycetes; Serinales; Debaryomycetaceae.